Molecule: messenger RNA, 1317 nt
Organism: Papaver somniferum (opium poppy)
Lineage: Eukaryota; Viridiplantae; Streptophyta; Magnoliopsida; Ranunculales; Papaveraceae
Product: receptor kinase-like protein Xa21
Exons: 3
Coding region: 1-1317 (438 amino acids)
Biological process (GO): protein phosphorylation
Molecular function (GO): protein kinase activity; protein binding; ATP binding
Source: RefSeq, a predicted model, not a curated record
AUGGCCGAAAUUGACUACCUUGGUCUAGACUUGAGUAAUAACUUAUUUACUGGUACACUUCCUAUGGAAGUUGGUCUUGAAAGUUUAACACUUUCCCACAAUAAUUUAUCUGGUGUAAUUCCAAAAGGCUUUGAGAAUCUAACGACGCUCAUUGGUCUGGAUUUAUCAUAUAAUAAUUUGGAAGGAGCGGUACCAAAUGACGGAGUCUUUGAGAAUGCAAGUAAAUUUUCAGUUGAAGGGAAUAGUAAGCUUCGUGGUGGUAUACCUGUUUUGAAGUUGCCAAAGUGCUCCGUCCCUUUACACCCAAAUACAAAGCUAACACAAAAGAAAUCAAUGCCUGCCAAAGUUAUUAUUAUCAUCAUAGUCGUGGUUUUGUUUGCAACUUCAAUUGUGAUUUUUGCUACUCUAAACUGGAGAAAGCAGUCAAAAACCAAACUGCCUUCUACUUCUUUAGAAGGUGAACGGUUCAAAGGUGUUUCUUACGAUGAACUUCUUAAAGCUACCAAUGGAUUUAAUGAUUCAACCAACUUGAUUGGUAAGGGAAGUUUCGGUUCUGUAUAUAAGGGCAUUCUUCAACAAGAUGAAUCAAAACCCGUUGCAGUGAAGGUGCUACACCUUCAACAAAGAGGUGCAACCAAGAGUUUCCUGGCUGAAUGUAAUGCUCUAAGGAAACUAAGACAUAGAAACUUAGUCAAGAUUGUAACUUGUUGUUCGAGUACUGAUUUUCAAGGUAAUCCUUUCAAAGCUCUAGUUUUUGAGUACAUGGUUAAUGGGAGUCUAGAGAAUUGGCUGCACCCGAAUGCAAGUGAUACAAACAAUGACGAUCAAAUACAAGGUAAGUAUUUGAACCUAGAAAGAAGACUGAGCGUUGCAGUCGAUGUUGCUAUUGCACUAAAUUAUCUUCACCAUGAUUCUCCAUCACCCAUUGUGUAUUGUGAUGUGAAGCCAAGUAAUGUCCUUCUUGAUGAUGAUUUAACUGCUCACGUGGGUGAUUUUGGCUUGGCUAAAUUCCUGUUUAGUCCCUCCAAAUAUGGGAUGGGAGGCGAAGUGUCAACACAAGGUGAUGUGUAUAGUUAUGGGAUCUUAUUGUUAGAAAUGUUUACGGGAAAGAAACCAACUGAUGACAUGUUUAAGGAUGGUCUAAACAUUCAUAACUUCUCUAAGAUGCACGAGUUGCCAGAGCGUAUUGAGAGGAUUAUCGAUUCUCGUUUUCUGUUGGAAUUAAGAAAACAUCAUAAUGAAGCUGAAAUUACAAAUUACAAUAUGUGGAGGAGGAACGAAGGAAGAAAACUUAGAACAGAUAUUUUGGAGGAAUGA